CCCCGUUGUGCCAACCAAUCUCCACCAAUCUCAACUAAAUGCUUCUCGUUCAGUUGUAAUAUAUCCACUAGUCAGACUCUUCUUCCACCUAAUUUCUGGUUUUUCACUCCCUCACGGCUCCACUCCACCGACUCUUCUUCCACCUCCAAAAGACAAAGCCCAGAGCCCCAGAGAGCCUGACAAUUCAUAUUAGUGGUGAGUUUGCAUGCAGCUUCCCCAAUCAUACAAUUGCAUCAGAUGAUAGAUAUAACCCUAUCCACCAUACCCACCAUUGUUAGGACAAAGCAACCAUCUUGAUGCCUUCUCUACUGCCCUACAACAUACAAUUCGAUCUCGAAAGCUGAAUCGAUCGAGGAAUGCUCUGUAAAGGUCCUUCGAAAAGGCUCACCGCUCACCAGGUUUUAGGAGCUAGAGGCUGAAAUUUCAAUACCGAACUACGACUUAUUGGAAGAAUACCUGAAAACAGAUGACCCCUUUCCGAUUAGUCACAAAAAAACCCGCACCAAAGCACGGGCUCAUUUACUAGUCUGCUGUAUCGGAAGCUAGGCUUUCUCUCAUGGAGACGCAUAUGAAGCUCCAGCCACACGUGCUACUACUGCCCUUCCCAGCACAAGGCCACAUCAAGCCCAUGCUAGCCUUGGCGCAGCUUCUCUGCCACGCCGGCAUCCACGUCACCUUCCUCAACACCGAGCACAACCACCGCCAGCUCACCCAACGCCAAGCCCUCUCCGCCCGAUUCCCUACUCUCCACUUCCACUCCAUCUCCGACAACCUCCCCUCCGAUAAUCCACGCUCCCUUUCCUCUAAUUUCAUGGACAUAGUCACGUCCUUGAGGUCCAAAACGGCGCCACUCCUGCAUCAACUCCUGGUCUCCCUCACAAGCAAAAUCGACGUCGGCUCUGCAGCUCAGCUGCCUCCUUUGGGCUGUGUGAUAACAGACUGGCUCAUGUGUUUCGCAAUUGAAGCGGCGGAGGAGGUCGGGAUUCCCGUGAUUGCCUUCCGCACCACCAGCGCUUGCAGCUUCUGGUGUGACUCAUGCAUCCCCAAGCUAAUUGAAGAAGCUCAGCUGCCUUUUGGAGAUGAAGAUAUGGAUAUGACGGUGAGAGGCAUUCUUGGGAUGGAAUGCCUUUUACGACGAAGGGACCUACCGAGUACUUGCAGAUUACCAAUCGAGCACCCGGUUAUGCAGUUUUACAUGGAAGAGGCCAGAUCCAUAACUCGAGCUUCCAGUCUCAUUAUUAACACCUUCGACGACCUCGAGUCCUCAGUUCUCUCCCACAUUGCCUCUCGAUUUUCAAAUAUUUACACCGUCGGACCAUUGCAUGCUCUCCUCAAAUCCCGUUUCGUGGACGACAACCCAUCUUCCUCAUCCUCCGCCGCCGCCUCUUUGCGCCAAGAAGACCGUCGUUGCAUGAUGUGGCUGGACUCCCAAAGGGUUGGGUCUGUAAUUUUCGUGAGCUUCGGAAGUGUAGUGAAACUAACACGUGUUCAAUUACUAGAGUUUUGGCACGGAUUGGUUAAUAGUGGGUCCCCUUUUCUAUGGGUCAUCCGCUCAGAUUUGCUACGGAGUAGCGCAGCAGAGCACGCAAGUCACCUGACCCCGGCAGAGUUGGAGAUAGGUACAAAAGAACGGGGGUUUAUAGUGGAUUGGGCCCCGCAAGAAGAGGUCCUGGCCCAUGAAACUGUGGUUGGGUUUUUGACCCAUAGCGGGUGGAAUUCAACACUGGAGGCAAUUUGGGCCGGAGUCCCAAUGCUUUGCUGGCCCCAACUAGCCGACCAACAGGUGAAUAGUAGAUGGGUUGGAGAGGUUUGGAAGAUUGGGGUUGACAUGAAGGACACAUGUGAUAGAUCGACGAUCGAGAAGAUGAUCAAAACCUUAAUGGAAGGUAAAGAAAGAGAUAUGAUUUCAAGGUCGGUUGAUCAAUUUGCAAAACUGGCGCAAACUUCUGUGAGUGAAAGUGGCUCUUCAUAUCAUAACCUAGAGAAACUUAUUCAAUACUUGAGAGAAAUUUAUGAUUUGAUUUGUAUAAGAUUCACAGUUUCAUACUUGUAUAUGCAAGAAGUUCAGUUAGGACUUCACAAUCAUGUCCUACUCGCUUGAAAAGCUAUACUUAUCUAAAGAUCUUCACUCACCCACCA
Messenger RNA from Rosa chinensis, 2139 nucleotides. RefSeq names its product 7-deoxyloganetic acid glucosyltransferase. The record is from RefSeq and is a predicted model, not a curated record. Lineage: Eukaryota; Viridiplantae; Streptophyta; Magnoliopsida; Rosales; Rosaceae. Gene Ontology annotation, molecular function: UDP-glycosyltransferase activity. The transcript is spliced from 3 exons. Bases 557 to 2101 code for a protein of 514 amino acids.